UUUAAAAAGUGAACUUUGACGGUUAAAUUGGGCAAAACUCAUCCAAAGAUUCUCUCUCUCGCCAUUUGUUAUCCAAGUUGAAUUCUACACUUUGGGUACUGCACUGUUGCAGAAUCUCUCUGCUGCAUCAGUAAUCAAAUCCGUUUCAUCAUCUCUAUCUAUCAAUCAUAGCAGUUCAUCUGAUUCAACAAGAUGGUGCUGAACAAUCAAACUGAAAGUCAAGGUAACACAGAUGGAAGGAAUGGGGAGUCAUCAAUCGAGCUAAAGGUUCUAUUUUUUGCCAGAGCUCGGGAUUUGACUGGUUUAGCUGAUAUGCCACUGGAGGUAACAUCUGGUAGCACAGCCCGUGAUUGUUUGGAUAAGAUUGUCACCCGCUUUCCAGGCCUCGAAGAUAUACGAGGGUGCAUGGUGCUGGCUUUGAAUGAGGAGUAUGCAUCUGAAUCGGCCGUCGUUAAGCAUAGGGAUGAACUAGCCAUCAUACCACCAAUAAGUGGAGGGUGAUCAUUCCUUGUAUAUGUUAAAUGAGAGAAAUAAAUCCUGUAGUUCCUUGUAUAAAAUUAAAUGAGAAAGAUAAGUGGUUGACCAAUGUGAUCUGCAAGUUACAGACUUUGUAGUUUGUAUGUUAAAAGCAUAAUUCAAUUCUGCUUCCUGGUUA
This is a messenger RNA of Beta vulgaris subsp. vulgaris (sugar beet), 655 nucleotides long. RefSeq names its product molybdopterin synthase sulfur carrier subunit. The record is from RefSeq and is a predicted model, not a curated record. Bases 193 to 501 code for a protein of 102 amino acids. The transcript is spliced from 2 exons. Gene Ontology annotation, biological process: Mo-molybdopterin cofactor biosynthetic process. Gene Ontology annotation, cellular component: cytosol. Lineage: Eukaryota; Viridiplantae; Streptophyta; Magnoliopsida; Caryophyllales; Amaranthaceae.